UCGACGCCUGCGUGCGCGGUGCUCAAGUCCUGCCCGUGUGUCCUCGUGGGUGCUUCAGUCAGUGCAAGCAGUCGAGCCACUUGGUUCAGUCGAGCCAGGGCAGUCGGCGAGCGGCCACCAUUUGGCCGCCUUUUUUCACCAAUUCGACCGUAGAGCGGCCCUCAGCCACAGGCAGCCAUGGACUCGGACAUCGACAACCUGAUGGGCCAUAUAGGCGAAUUUGGCAAAUAUCAGAUGCGGCAGUUCCUGCUGCACAUCCUAGCCGGCGGCACGGCUGGAGUACACAUGCUGUCCUUGGUCACCGUUGCCGCCACCCCCGACCACAGGUGUCUGGUCGAUGGAGUUGAAAGUGCGUUCAACGCCACGUACAACGACCCAGACAUGAGGCAGUAUAUCCCCGUGGUCGAUGGAGAAUUUGACUCGUGCCACCUGUACGACAGUAACAACGAUACCAUCACCUGCAACCAGUGGGUGUACGACAACCAGUACUACAGGUCUUCCAGAGUAAUAGAUUGGAAUAUGAUCUGCGACCAUAGGUGGAUGGCAGCGGUAUCUCAGUCAGUGUUCAUGUUUGGCGUAUUCACAGGCGCAGUUGUUCUCGGCAGUCUUGCUGACAGAUUCGGCCGAAAGACCAUUUUCUGUUUAUCGGGACUGUUGCAACUGAUUUUGGGAGUUAGUGUGGCUUUCUUCAGUGAAUACUAUUCUUUCCUAUUUAUGCGCUAUCUUCUCGGCAUCUUUGGCUCCGCCGGCGCUUACAUCACAGGAUUCGUGCUGACAAUGGAGCUGGUCGGGCCAUCAAAACGAACAAUAUGUGGAAUAUCGUUCCAGGCGUCAUUCGCCCUGGGAGUGAUGCUGGUGGCACUUUGGGGUGCGUUAAUAGGUGACCGCGUCAUGCUGCAGGUCGUCUACGGCCUCCACUCUUUGCUGAUCAUUCCGCACUACUGGAUAAUGGACGAAUCUCCCCGGUGGCUGUGGUCUCAGGGCAGAAUCCACGAAGCUGUCAGUAUUGUGGAGAAAGCCGCCAAAAUGAACGGACAGGAUGCGCCGGACAGAGCCUUCUACGUAUCGAGAGGCAUGUCCGGAAUGCGGACUAAGGAGGAGAUGGAGCUCAACGCACCCAAGGCAGGCAUCAUUGACUUGGUGCGGACGCCGAACCUGCGCGCCAAGACCCUCAACUGCGCUCUGAACUGGUUCGCCAACAGCAUCGUCUACUAUGGCUUGUCCCUCAACACGGGCAAGCUGCUCGGCAACCCGUACCUCAUGCUCUUCAUCGUCGGGCUCGUCGAGUGGCCGUCCUACAUAGCCACCGUGCUGCUGAUGGACAGGACGGGACGCCGGUCCCUGAUCAGCUCUACCAUGCUGCUCGGAGGAUUUGCUUGCCUCCUUGCCGUUUUCAUUCCUAAUGGCACGGUUGUCACGGUAAUUGUGAUGGUUGGAAAGUUUUUCAUCGCGGCCUCUUUCGCCAUCAUCUACAACUAUACAGCUGAAAUGUUCCCGACAGUUGUGAGAAAUACAGCUUUAGGAGUGGGAAGCAUGUGUGCCCGUCUGAGCGGGGCUCUCACACCAAUGAUUGGUCUUUUGGAUUCGCUUGACAAAACACUGCCAACCGUGAUAUUUGCCUCUUUGGCGCUGUUGGCUGGAGCCUUGGCUUUGUUUUUGCCAGAAACGGCAGGGAAACCUAUGCCACAGACUCUGGAAGAGGGAGAAGAGUUCGGUAAAGGCGACACUGCGUUCAGCAGUUGCUUUGGUGGUGCGAGAAGGCGGACAGCGUCAUUGGCUGUGCCAGAACAAAGUACGCCGAGGAAUGACAUCGCUCUAAACAUUAGAGACUGAGCAAGUGCCUCCUGAAUGUUUCUGUGUUAACUGUGUCUCAUCGUUCUUAAAAAAAUAAAUAUUUUGUCCAUGUGAAACUAAA
This is a messenger RNA of Cloeon dipterum, 1915 nucleotides long. Its product is annotated as organic cation transporter protein. NCBI's taxonomy places the organism in Eukaryota, Metazoa, Arthropoda, Insecta, Ephemeroptera, Baetidae. The record is from RefSeq and is a predicted model, not a curated record. Gene Ontology annotation, cellular component: membrane. Bases 178 to 1833 code for a protein of 551 amino acids. Gene Ontology annotation, molecular function: transmembrane transporter activity. Gene Ontology annotation, biological process: transmembrane transport. The transcript has 8 exons.